This is a messenger RNA of Cimex lectularius (bed bug), 5832 nucleotides long. RefSeq lists its product as uncharacterized. Gene Ontology annotation, molecular function: aspartic-type endopeptidase activity; nucleic acid binding. The coding region runs from base 465 to 5690 and encodes 1741 amino acids. NCBI's taxonomy places the organism in Eukaryota, Metazoa, Arthropoda, Insecta, Hemiptera, Cimicidae. The transcript has a single exon. The record is from RefSeq and is a predicted model, not a curated record. Gene Ontology annotation, biological process: DNA integration; proteolysis.
GAUUCUCAAUUGUAAAAGUUAAAGUAAUUCUUAUUAAAAUUGGUGAAAUUCAAGUUGCAGCUCGCAUAGAAAAGAUAAUCCGCUUACAGUUAUCGCUAGCCGCACUAUCUCUUACGGAUCCCGAUACGUCGUACUUUCACUUUCAUCAAAAAUAAAACAAUUACUUGUGAUCGGUCUAAUUAAUUUUUUUUUUUCAACAAAUUUGGUUAAAUUUUCAUAAUUAAACCUGUCAAUAGAGUGGUUACUUCAUAUGUUUCAUUAAAUAUUCAAAUUCAAUUUAAUUCAUAAAUUUUAUUCAGUUAAUUACAAUUACGCCCAACAAAGUUAUAUUAAAUAUUAAAGUGUGACACCUCCUGUUAACCUGUACCUUCCAUACUAUUUAGUAAAAUCAUUAAUUCUUAUUUUCCUCUUGAUUAUUUCCUUUGUUUAUUAUAACCUUUUGACAGUUAUUACCAUCUAUAAACAUGCCGAUAGAAAAAGACGGUAAUGCAGGAGGCUCCCAGUUUUCAUUGUCGGAAAAACAGACUGCCAAGCUCAAUUAUUUAAAAUGUAAGCGAGAUACUCUGCUUACGCGUCUUCAACGAUCCCACGACCGCUUCAAAACCAUAAAUGCUGAAACAGCAUCCAGUUUUUCUUCGAUCUAUGAGAGGAUUGAUUAUUUGGAGGCCGAUAUCAACAAAAUACAAGACGAUAUAAUGAAGUUUAAUUCAGAACUUCCAAAAAUAUCAUACGGUCUUGAGGUUAAUGAAGUGCAGGAAGCUGUUGAGGAUAUGCUCCUAGAAAUGCGACAAUUAUACGGACGUUUUUCCUCGCCUCUCGCUACACAACAUGUAUCGUCUCCUACGUCCCAAUCCAAUUUAUUAAAAAAAUUGAACGUACCCACCUUCGAUGGGAAAAUAGAAGACUGGUCAAAUUUCAUCUCACUGUUUGAUUCUUUAGUGCAUAACAAAAAGGAGCUCACUCCUACAGAAAAAUUCCAGUACCUUCUUUUAUGUUUAAAAGAUGAACCUCUAUCUAUUGUCAGCAUUUUUAAAAUUACUGACGAGAUGUACCCCUGUGCUUAUCAGGCUUUGCAGGAUCGUUACCAAAAUAAACGAUUGCUAGCGGCGGUCUACGUCAACCAAAUUUUGAAUUUUUCCCCUCUUAAAUCUCCCUCACACCAAUCCUUGAGUAAUUUUUUGACGGUUCACAAAAAUUCCAUUAACGCGUUAAAGUCUUUAAAUCUUCCGAACCUCUCUGAUUUCGUAUUAUUUCAAUUGGCUGUGAAUAAUCUUGAUCCUACGACCCGCAAGGAAUUUGAAAAUCAAAAUUCCUCCUUAACAAUACCUUCAUUUCAAAAUUUAAUGGAUUUUGUUACUGAGAAAAAUAGGGUCUCCGAAGUUUGUGCAUGUACUCCCUCCUCUUCUGGAAGCCCUAGUCAGAAACAAAGACUACCUACGACGAACAGAGUUAAGUAUAUGAACACUUUGCUUCGCAAAACCUCUGCUCCUACUCACGCCCUCGCUGUUGAAAAUUCUUCUAGGAUUUGCAACAGAUCCUGUAUUUUGUGCUCGAGCUCUCACGUCUUUACUCAAUGUCCUAAUUUGCUGAAACAGGACAUCAAUCAAAGAUACCAAACCGUCCGAAGAUUGAAGAGAUGCUUCAAUUGUUUGGGUGCUCAUGCUCGAGAACAAUGUACUUCCACACGUGCUUGCCGAUUGUGUGGCACCAAUAAGCAUCAUACGUUGUUGCAUCCUACCUGGGCAACUGAUUUUCCGAAUGCGGACGUUUCUUCUCGUCUUUCGCCCUCGCCUAAAAUGGAAGCACCUAUUGCCGAUCCUCCCCCCAAUAAUCAAACUCUAUCUUGUCAGCUCAGUAAUUCUCAAACAUCUGUUAUGUUGGGUACGGUCCAGGCAUGUGUCCAGGAUUCAUGGGGAAUUUUCCGCCCAGUUCGCGCACUUCUUGAUUCUGGAUCGCAAAUAUCUGCUAUUUCUCUCAGUUUGGCCAAGAACUUAGGCCUUCCCAUAUCACCCUCAUCCAUCUCUUUAUCUGGAGUCAAUAAGUGUAUCACUCGACCUCAUGGUAUCGUCGCAUGUAAUAUUAGGCCUCGCUUUAAUAAUGGGAAUGCGUUCUCUUUGGACAUGUUGGUACUCUCUAAUAUUGCUAAUCCUCUCCCGUCGAUGUCAGUUUCUCAGGAAGUUCUUCAACGAUUCCAAAAGCUAUCCUUAGCUGAUCGAACAUAUCACAUCCCUGGAGCUGUGGACAUGAUUCUCGGGGCUGAUAGUUUUUCGGACAUUAUUGAAGAAGGAAGUACAAUAUUGCCCGGCCAACCCUGUGCAAUGAAAAGCAUCUUUGGAUGGGUUAUUUAUGGCAAGGUCAAUUCCUGUCCACCAGAGAACCCUCAGACAUCUCUCACUGUCUUUUCAGAUCAACCAGAAUUCGACGUACGCUCCUUUUGGGAAGUGGAAGAGGUAAAAAUUCUACCCUCUGAAGAUCCAAAUGAUUCAUUUUGUGAAAGCCACUUUAAGGAAACCCAUUACCGAGAGCCCUCAGGACGUUACGUAGUUUCAUUGCCAUUCUCUCCCGAUGCUUCUCCUCUUAUGACGAACCGCCCUAACGUUUUCCGCUCUUUCCUAUCGUUUGAACGACGCUUAAGGAAACAUCAAGAAUAUUUCAACUCAUAUCAAGAGUUCAUGAAGGAAUAUCUGGUCCUUAAUCAUAUGCAAUUAUCCACUAAUCCUUCGACUUACGUUUUACCACACCAUUGCGUAUCUAAAAGUUCUUCCUCUACGACGAAGGUUCGUGUGGUGUUUAACGCUUCCUCUCCUGAUUCUUCAGGUUGUUCACUUAAUCAAAGGCUUUUGAGUGGCCCCAAACUUCAGUCCGAUCUUAGCGAUAUCCUCACUACAUUUAGGCAAUAUGCGGUAGGAUUAUGCGGAGACCUCAAAAUGAUGUAUCGUCAGAUUAUUUUACACCCGAAGGAUAGGCGUUUCCAACACAUUUUUUGGCGUCCCCAUAAUGAAAGUAAAGUUCUGGAAUAUGAACUUAAUACCGUGACCUACGGAAUGACCCCCUCUGCGUAUCUAGCACAAAGAGUUCUACGCCAAUUGCUUAUCGAUGAAGGCGCAAAUUACCCUUUGGCCAAAGAAGCCCUCUCUCAUCAAACGUACAUAGAUGACGUCAUCACCGGCGCUUCUAGCCCUGAGCAAGCUCGUGUAUUAAGAUCACAGUUAAUUUCAUUGCUUUCGAAGGGUAGGUUUGAGUUGAGAAAAUGGUCCAGCAAUGAUGCUUCCGUGCUUGCUGACUUACCCUUUGAUCAUCUGGAGGUUCCGGUCAUCUUCGCAACUGAUGACAAAUGUAUAAAAAUUCUUGGGCUAAAUUGGAACCCGAAAAGUGAUUGUUUUAAAUUUAAUGUCCAGUCCUUCGAUGCGUUACCAACUAAAAGAUCCAUACUCUCAUAUGUAGCAAGAAUAUUUGAUCCUCUCGGAUUUCUCACGCCCGUUACUUUCUGGAUCAAGUAUUUUUUGCAACGUCUUUGGCUUACCAAAGUCGAUUGGGAUGAAACCCUUCCUUCCGAGCUUCUCUCUUCGUGGCAAUCCUUCGCGUCAGAAAUUCUAUCUCUGAUUGAUUUUCAAAUCCCUAGAUCCUUUUUCUUCCCCAAUACUACCUGUCAUUUAUUGGGAUUUUGCGAUGCUUCAGAGAAGGGUUAUGCUGCUGUUACAUAUCUUCUCUUUCAGAGUCAUAAUAAAAGGCAGCUUUCCUUUUUAAAGGCCAAAAGCAAAGUAGCACCUCUUAAAACCAUAUCAGUACCCCGUCUCGAACUUUGCGCUGCCCUACUUCUCUCCCGACUCGUCCAGCAUAUCCCUGAAUUAAGCUUCUCCUUUAAGUCUCGACAUUAUUUUUCCGAUUCCAUGAUAGUUCUUUCAUGGUUGUCGACUCCUCCUCAUCAACUCAAGACCUUUGUUGCAAAUCGGGUGGUACAGAUUUUGGAAACAACAGAGCCAUCUGAUUGGAAACAUAUUUCAACUAACGACAAUCCAGCCGAUUGCGCCUCUCGAGGUCUUACUCCCGCUGCAUUUACGAAGUAUGAUGCUUGGGUGGAGGGUCCCUCGCUUCUUAGUGACCCCUCUUUUCUUCAACCUCAAUCGCUCACUUUAAUACCCUCACAAGAGUUGGUGGAUAUCAAGCAGUCUAUUAGUUGUCUUGCUUGUGUGCCCGAUGAAAACUUGUUAAUAACCACAUUUUCAAGGUUCUCGACACUUAGCAAACUCCAACGGGUUUUUGCAUAUGUUAAUCGUUUCAUUUCUAACGCCUGCAAAAAUUGCGAUAAUUCUCCAGCUGGUCCCUUGACAGUCCCUGAAUUGGAUCAGGCUCUACACACAUGUAUACAGGUGACACAACGAUUUUAUUUUACUAAAGAAUUGGCGCUUCUUAAGAACAAUGGUCACAGUAACCACUCACUUCUUUCUCUGUCCCCAUUCCUAGAUAAAAAAGGGCUUCUCAGGGUGGGCGGCAGAUUAGACCAGUCCUUAUUACCUUUCCCUUCCAAACAUCCAAUAAUUCUACCUAAGAAAUCUCACAUCGCUGCCUUAAUAUGUGACUACUAUCACACCAUUUCUCUUCACUCAGGCCCAUUAACUGUCCAAUCUCUGAUUAGGCGAAAAUAUUGGAUUGUCUCCUCACGUUCUUUAAUUCGUCAACGCAUUCGCCGGUGUCUAACUUGCCAUAAAUUCAGAGGGGAAACAGUGAUUCCUCUUAUGUCGGAUCUACCUUCCUUUCGAAGCAAACCCUCUCGUGCUUUCACUCAUGUCGGAACAGAUUUCGCCGGUCCCUUCAUGGUUCGGGAAUCCCUUCGACGAAAACACCUUCUUACGAAAGGAUACUUAUGCAUCUUCAUAUGUAUGUCGACUAAAGCGGUUCAUUUGGAAAUGGUUUCUAAAUUGAGCACGGAAGCUUUCUUGUCUUGUUUUGACCGUUUUAUCUCACGAAGGGGUUUACCUCUAGUCAUCUACUCUGACUGCGGUCGAAAUUUCGUUGGAGCUUCUCGUCAAUUAAUCGAAUUUCGGCAAUUUCUGAGUGACGAAGAAAAGGUACUUCAGUCUCAUGCCGCUCAGAAGGGUAUCUCAUGGAAAUUCAAUCCUCCCGCUGCACCUCACUUUGGUGGGAUAUGGGAGGCUGCGGUCAAAUCUUCGAAAAGGCUGUUGCAUCGUCUAAUCGGAGAUACUUCGUUAACCUUCGAGGAAUAUUGUACAUUGUUUGCAAGAAUCGAAGCAGUCCUCAACAGCCGGCCUCUAUGCGCUAUUCCUCCCGAUCAUAAAGACGACUCCGAUUUUCUCAGUCCAGGGCACUUCUUAACGGGAGCUCCCUUACUCGCUCCACCUGAACCGGAUUUUUCGGAGCAGCUUCCUCCUUUUACUCGUUGGAAGCGAGUAAAACAACUGCAUCAAAUAUUUUGGAGAAGAUGGUCUUCUGAAUAUUUAAAUACGUUACUGCAGCGGAAUAAAUGGCAGAAGGCCACCCCAUCCAUAAAGCCCGGGGAAGUCGUCUUUAUCAAAAACGCUCGUACCUCUCCGCUUUCGUGGGCCAUAGGGAGAGUACAAGAGAUCUUUCCUGGCCCCGACUCGCGUACUAGGGUGGUCAAGGUGCGAACUACCGCCGGUUCCUUCAUAAGACCUGUCCACAACUUACUUACACUUCCUCCUACUGCCUAAGAACCCUAUUUACUUUCUCCUUGUAUAUAGUUUAAUAUUUUUUGUUUAAUUUCUAUAGAAGUGUAAAUUUUCUUUAAAAUUUGGUGGGCGGAAUGUUUACGCCAACUGUACCUUUGUACAUAGAUUGUAAAUAGUCCAACAA